Pieris rapae (cabbage white) is the source of this 4511-nucleotide messenger RNA. Its product is annotated as endoplasmic reticulum transmembrane helix translocase. Bases 207 to 3701 code for a protein of 1164 amino acids. Gene Ontology annotation, biological process: intracellular calcium ion homeostasis. Gene Ontology annotation, cellular component: endoplasmic reticulum membrane. Gene Ontology annotation, molecular function: ATP binding; ATP hydrolysis activity; P-type ion transporter activity. The record is from RefSeq and is a predicted model, not a curated record. Lineage: Eukaryota; Metazoa; Arthropoda; Insecta; Lepidoptera; Pieridae. The transcript is spliced from 10 exons.
AGACGUCCUUCAUACCGUGGCUACCACUUAAUACUGUCACACAUUAGAUAGGUUUUGGAUACGUUUCAAUUAUAAUUCCUCAUGAUUUAUAGUUUACUUGAAUUAAAGUAGGUGCGUAAAGUGCAGAAACAUGUUAAUGCUAGUAUUGAUUUUAGUGUAAACAUUUUUUUUAUCUCAAAUUUAAUUUAGUUCACAAAGUUAAAAAAAUGGUAUUAAAUAAGCAGUCAUCGCUCGAUGAUUUAGUUCAAUAUACACAGUUAUUUAAACCAGUAGCUACAGUAUUGCAAGGAACUAUAUUGCCGUUUCUAAUCAUCUAUCCUAUAAUAUUUUAUUGUUGGAUAUUUGUAUACAAUUUUGAUGAAAACUUUGAGGCUGGAUUUGUAACUGUUGCUGUUGUGGCAAGCAUACAAAUUUUAAUAUGCCUAUGUUGUUACUGGAGUGUUCACAUACAAUGUUUUCUUUCAUGCUCACCGGAAAGUGAUCCCAUUCGUGCCGAGAUUGUAAAAGUGGUACCAACAUCUAACAAUGGAUUUCCAGAAAUUGUUAGACUUCAUCAUACAAAGUCAACUAAAAGAGGUGAGACUAAACCAGAUGUGUGGUUUGUUUUUCAAAAGAGCAAGUAUCUUUACGAUUGGGAUAAAAAAUCAUUUCAAUCUGUGGUUUUUCCUGUAAACAAACCCCAUGAAGAGUAUUUAGAUUCAAAAGGAUACUCUGAUGAUGAAUCUAUAGAUUUAGCUGAAAAAGAGUUUGGAAAAAAUGAAAUGAUUAUGGUAGUACCAGAAUUUAUGGAAUUAUUUAAAGAAAGGGCAACUGCACCCUUUUUUGUAUUUCAAGUUUUUUGUGUUGGACUCUGGUGUUUGGACAAAUAUUGGUAUUAUUCUAUAUUUACCCUUGUCAUGCUCGUGAUGUUUGAAUGCACAUUAGUCCAACAACAAUUAAGAAAUAUGGCUGAAAUAAGAAAAAUGGGUAAUAAACCUUAUAAUAUAAAUGUUUAUAGAAAUAGGAGAUGGCGCCAAAUUAUGAGUGAUCACUUGCUGCCCGGAGAUAUUGUUUCUCUCACUCGUUCUGUCAAUGAUAACCUAGUACCAUGUGAUAUUGUUUUACUUAGAGGUUCCUGUAUAGUUGAUGAAUCAAUGCUGACUGGUGAAAGUGUGCCUCAAAUGAAAGAACCUCUAGAAAACAACAAGGACACCAAACUAUGUUUAGACCCAGAAGGAGAUGGCAAAUUGCAUGUUCUCUUUGGUGGCACAAAAAUUGUACAACACUCUUCACCUAGCAAAAAUGUGUCAUCUGGUCUUAAAGCACCAGACAAUGGAUGUAUAGGUUAUGUUAUACGUAACGGUUUCAAUACAUCACAAGGAAAACUUUUGAGGACCAUUUUAUUUGGAGUUAAAAGAGUAACUGCUAACAAUUUAGAAACUUUUGGUUUUAUAUUAUUCUUGUUAAUAUUCGCCAUUGCUGCUGCAGCCUAUGUUUGGAUUAAGGGAUCUGAAGAUCCAGAAAGAAAUAGAUAUAAAUUAUUUUUGGAAUGUGCAUUGAUAUUGACAUCAGUUGUUCCUCCUGAACUACCCAUAGAGUUAUCAUUGGCUGUUAAUACUUCUCUACUAUCUCUAUCGAAGUUAGCUGUGUUCUGUACUGAGCCUUUUAGAAUUCCUUUUGCUGGAAAAGUAGAAAUCUGUUGCUUUGAUAAAACUGGUACUUUAACUAGUGAUAAUUUGGUGGUGGAAGGCAUAGCAGGAGUAGCAGACCACACUGAUGCAACUGUGAUUCCUUUGUCACAAGCACCUUUGGAGACAAUUCAAGUCUUAGCAACUUGUCAUUCCCUAGUUCAAUUAGACGAUGGAGUAGUUGGUGAUCCUCUAGAAAAAGCAACUUUAAAGGCAGCAGAAUGGAAUUUAACUAAAGGUGAUGCUGUUGUACCAAAGAAGGGAAAAUCUCCAGGCCUGAAGAUUGUUCACAGAAAUCAUUUUGCUAGUGCUUUGAAAAGGAUGUCAGUAGUAGCAGGUUAUCAGGUCAAUGAAAGAGGUUUUGUAGAAACACACUAUAUAAGCAGUGUCAAGGGAGCACCAGAAACUAUAAAAACUAUGCUUAAAGAAGUUCCUGAACAUUAUGAUGACGUUUACUUGACCUUAUCCAGACGAGGCGCGAGAGUGUUAGCAUUAGGUUAUAGAAGUUUAGGCAAAAUGAGUUCUCAAGAUAUAAGAGAAUUAUCAAGGGAUGAUGUUGAAUCAGAUCUAACAUUUGUUGGCUUUGUAAUAAUAUCAUGUCCUCUGAAAACUGACUCUAAGAAGGCAAUAGCAGAGAUAGUGAAUGCAUCUCAUUCCGUAGUAAUGAUUACAGGGGAUAAUCCUCUGACAGCAUGUCAUGUGGCUAAAGAACUAAAGUUUACUCAGAAAAGUGACCUGCUUAUUUUGAGCAAAACAAAUAAUGAGUGGGGUUGGAAGUCUAUUGACAAUAGUAUAGAACUGCCAGUGCAGCAUUUUAAAACACCCAAAGACUUGACUGCCAAAUAUGAUUUAUGUAUAACAGGGGAGGGUUUGACAUUCCUAAUUGAACAAUAUCAUAAGUUCUUGAUUGAUAUCAUUCCAUAUAUUAAAGUUUUUGCUAGAUUUGCACCAAAACAAAAAGAAUUUGUUAUAGUGACUCUGAAUUCUCUUGGUUAUGUGACACUAAUGUGUGGGGAUGGUACAAAUGAUGUUGGUGCCCUGAAGCAUGCUGAUGUGGGUGUUGCAAUUCUGCCAAACGCACCUGAAAGGGCCAAGGAGAAACCUCGAGAAGAAAAACCAGAACCUGAACUUCCACGUCGGUUGACGGGGCCCAGAGACCCUCGCGCUGAAGCUAGGGCUGAAGCAGCUAUGCGUCUGCGCAGGGCCAUGAAGAAGUUAGAAGAGGAAGACCAACCGCAAUUUGUGAGAUUGGGAGACGCUAGUGUCGCCGCGCCGUUUACUAGCAGAUUGUCUAGCAUAUUUUGUAUAUGCCACAUAAUCAAGCAGGGUCGUUGUACUUUAGUGACUACCCUCCAAAUGUUUAAAAUUCUGGCACUCAAUGCCCUAAUACUGGCGUACAGCCAGUCGGUGUUGUAUCUCGAUGGUAUCAAAUUCAGUGACACUCAGGCGACUCUACAGAGUAUUUUGCUUGCUUCGUGUUUCCUCUUCAUAUCACGGUCUAAACCGUUGAAAGAAUUAUCAAAACAGCGCCCUCUGCCGAAUAUUUUUAAUAUGUAUACAAUAAUGACUGUGUUGACUCAGUUUGCGGUGCAUUUCCUCUGCCUCAUUUACCUCGUACAAGAGGCCACACUCCGCUCACCGGAUAGAGACAAUACACCAAAAUUGGACAUGGACUUAAAGGAAGAUGAAGAACGUCCUUUUAAGCCAGAUCUUCUUAAUAGUACUGUCUACAUUAUCUCUAUGGCUCUACAAAUAUCUACUUUCGCUAUAAAUUAUAGGGGAGAGCCGUUUAUGGAAGGUCUGCGUGAUAACAAGCCGUUGAUGUACAGCAUCAUGUGUUCAGGCGCAGCUGUCCUCGCUCUGGCCGCUGGUAUCUUCCCGGACCUCUCUAACCUCUUCGAAAUUGUCUACUUCCCGCCUGACUAUCGACUAAUCGUAGUACAAGUGCUGGUAGCGGAUAUGUUGUUUGCCUAUCUGGCAGACCGGGUUUGUCUCUGGCUGUUCGGUGAAGGUCGCGUCGGCUCACCAACGUAGCGUACAUAAUGUUUAUAAUACGCAGUUGUUCAAUUGAUUUUCAAACUGUAAAUUUCUGUAUGAAGACAGUUCUUCUGAUUUUUUAGUUGUCAAACUUUAAUAAAAUACUUAUUCAAUACAAUAUAACCAAUACUAUAAUAAUUUGCUUUGAGUCAUUCUAUUUUCCAUAAUAAAUUAAUUCCAUAAUUUCGCUGGACAUAGACAAUAUUAUCAAAAUGUACACUGACAUUACAUAAUGACACUAUGAUUUUCCAUUUGAAAUUAGAACCGUUAUGUAAUUUUUUUAAAUAAUAUUUCAAAAUGGAACGAAAUUUCAAAUCUAAAUAUGUAUUCCGAAUCAGAAAGUCACAAAUCAAAGAAAAAUAUUUUGAAAUGAGUAUUUUAUUGUGAUAAGGCGCUUAAGACCUUUUGUGACUUGUUAUAUCAAUGAUUGGGGGUGCCAUUUGUCACGUUUAUAUUUUUUUCAUUAUUUAGAACUUUAAUUUAAAAAAUAGAAUGGAUAAUUCAUAAUAAUCUAUUUGACUUUUUUCUAUAAUUGUCUUCAGGCAUAUUAAAAUUUUCAUAUUAAACCUAAUUUGGCAGGACUUGUGACGCGUUUGAUUUGGAGCAUCUCUCAAGGCUUUUACAAAAUUAUAUUAAUAAAGAUUUUUUUUUAAUAUGAACACUGCGUCUAUGUAUAAAUGUAUGUAGAUAAAUUAUUUUUAUUACCAUAUUUGGUGAAAGCUAGAACGCCCGCUCAAAUAAGACGUGCAUUUACUGUGUGGAUGUGUUUAUGGUAUAUUAUAAAAAAUAAAUGUGUAGUUAAUUGAG